Panicum hallii is the source of this 1019-nucleotide messenger RNA. RefSeq names its product small nuclear ribonucleoprotein-associated proteins B and B'-like. Gene Ontology annotation, molecular function: RNA binding. NCBI's taxonomy places the organism in Eukaryota, Viridiplantae, Streptophyta, Magnoliopsida, Poales, Poaceae. The transcript is spliced from 2 exons. Gene Ontology annotation, cellular component: U2-type prespliceosome; U1 snRNP; catalytic step 2 spliceosome. Gene Ontology annotation, biological process: mRNA splicing, via spliceosome. The record is from RefSeq and is a predicted model, not a curated record. Bases 116 to 913 code for a protein of 265 amino acids.
CCCCUCGAAAACCCUCUCAUAUUCAUCCGCGCCGCCGCCGCCUCCGCCUCCACCCCCUCCUCGCCGAAACCCUAACCCUACUCGCCGCGGCCGCCCUCCCCCCGGCGACGCCGCCAUGUCGAACCCGAAAGGCUCCAAGAUGCUCCAGUUCGUCAACUACCGCAUGCGGGUGACGAUCCAGGACGGCCGCCAGCUCGUGGGCAAGUUCAUGGCGUUCGACCGCCACAUGAACCUCGUCCUCGGCGACUGCGAGGAGUUCCGCCGCCUCCCGCCCUCCAAGUCCUCCAAGACCACCGGCGACCGCGAGGAGCGCCGCACGCUCGGUCUCCUCCUCCUCCGCGGCGAGGAGGUCGUCUCCAUGACCGUCGAGGGACCGCCACCGCCCGACGAGUCGCGCGCCAAGGCCGCCGCAGCCGGGGGAGCCCUCGCCGGCCCGGGUGUCGGCCGCGCCGCUGGGCGCGGUGUUCCCACUGGCCCGCUCCUACAGGCCGCUCCGGGCCUCGCCGGCCCUGUUCGGGGCGUGGGUGGACCCGCCCCCGGCAUGAUGCAGCCCCAGAUCUCGCGGCCGCCGAUGCCCAACCUGUCGGCGCCGCCGGUGGCGUACCCGCAGGUUGUGCGCCCGCCGCAGGGGAUGCCUCCUCCGCCUAUGCGGCCUGGAAUGCCGCCGCAGAUGCAGAUGCAGUUCCAACGUCCGCCUGGGGCGCCGCCUGCUCCAUUCCCUGGGGCACCACCACAACAGUUCAUGAGGGGACCCCCGCCGAUGGGGCCGCCACAGAUCAGGCCCGGGAUGCCGGGUCCUCCACCUCCCGGAAUGAGGCCUGGGAUGCCUCCGCCGCCGUUCGGACAGCCGAGGCCAGGGAUGCCGCCCCCGCCACCUGGCCCGCAGCAGCCUGGACAGAACCCACCGCAGUAGCCUCUUACCUGGGUAAGCUUCUUGGAGACGCACUAUGGAAGAUUUUUCCUAUCGUGAGAAAAGAUCUUAAUUGCACCUAUGGAAGACCGUGGAAUUCCACAAAUGC